GCAAAUUAAACUAAUUGCUGUGAAGUAUUUAGUAUUGAAUAAAGACUUUAGCAUUGUUCCACUGUACAAUGCUUGUAUAUAUAUAUGAAUGCGCAUAAAUCGAAGACGGAGUUUAUCUCGUCGGAUCAGAUCGGAUUGGAUUGCAUCGCAUCGCAUGCAUAGUGGCUGUAUUAAUGAGUUAAAACGCACGCCUAACUCGAAUACAACGCCAGUGGUAGCAAGAUUUGUGGAUUUCGAGAGCUUCGCUAAGACAAAGAUUAGGCCAACUAUACAGAGAUCGUGGCAUUGCGUGGGCGUUAUUGGCGUUGGCAGCACAUCGCAUAUCAAAAUGACACCAUUAUGGUAUUAUGCCAAUCGUUGCUUAUUAAUGUGUGUGCGGGGGAUCGUGGCAUACAUUGUAUGGGGGCGAUCAGCAAGUGGCACACGUUUCGGCCCUCGGCAUGCCACAAUUCCUGGAAACCCACCUCUACAAUACUAAUGAAUGAAUGUGUGUGGACAGCAUGUUAAUUCUUAAAUAUGACAAAAUGCAGCCUCAGCUAUGGCUUCUACUUCUGCUAUACUUAACCCUACAAAGCCCCAGGAGUGCGCGGGCUCUACUGAACAGCUAUCAGACGCAGUCGAACUUUGAGUUACUGAAAAUUGAUUCGCGUUACAUAUCAUAUCAAGAUUUGAUGUCAACAGCUAAACGAUUUUACGAUCCCGAUACGACUUGGUAUUCUGAAUUGUUAUACGAUGUGGCCAGAAAGCAGGUUAUUGUUGGUGCCAGAGACACCUUGUACCGCAUGUCUUUCGAGCUGGAGCUGCUGGAACGGGCCAGCUGGGAGGCAACGCCUGGGAACGUGCUGCUGUGCCAGCAGAAAGGCCAAUCGGAUCGCUGGUGUCGCAACUAUGUGCGCGUGCUCCACAGCUACGGUGAGAACCAACUGUACGCGUGUGGGACGAACGCCUUCCAGCCGAGCUGCUCGUGGCGCCAGAUGGAAAAUCUGAACGUCACUCAGCUGGACGACGGCGUGGUCAAGUGCCCCUUCCAUCCACUGGCGAACAGCACCAGCCUCCUGCAGUCCAAUGGCAACAUGUUUGCGGGCACUGCCACAGACUUCUCCGGCAGCGACGUGGCCAUCAUUCGCACACCCGUCCAGCCCAAAAGGAUGGACCGCAAACGCUUCCUGCGCACUAAGCAAUACAACAACAAUUGGCUCAAUGGGGCUCAGUUUGUGGGCAGCUUCGAGGCGGGCAACUUUGUCUACUUUCUGCUGCGGGAGUCCGCGUCGGAGCACAUGAGCUGUGGCAAGGCAAUCUAUUCGCGCAUUGCACGCGUGUGCAAGAACGAUGCUGGCGGGGAUCAGGUGCUGCGUGACAACUGGACCUCGUUUCUGAAGGCGCGCCUCAACUGCUCGUUGCCAGGCGAUUAUCCCUACUACUUCGACGAGAUACAGGGCAUGACAUAUGCGGAGUCGGAGCAGGUGCUCUAUGCCACCUUCAGCACGUCGGGGUCGAUCAUCUUUGGCUCUGCCGUCUGCGCCUACAACUUGAGCUCGAUCAAUGCAGCCUUCGAGGGCGCCUUCAAGCACCAGGAGCACGCGGAUGCCGCAUGGAAAACGGUCAACACGCCGCAACGAAGUCAGUUCCAGUGCGCCAGUGGAGCCACGGCCUUUGGCCACUUGCUGGAGAGUUCGCGGUAUCAGCUCAUGGAUCAGGCCGUUCAGCCGAUAGGUGCUCAGCCGCUCUAUCACUCCAGACUGGAGCACUUCAAGCACAUUGCCCUGGACAUUGUCCAGACCAGAACAGAGCAGCUGCACGUGCUCUACGUCAGCAGCAGUCAGAACCACAUCAAGAAGCUGUCGGUGAAGUAUGGAGCGCAGUCGCAGGAAAAGGCGCAAACCUGUCUGGUGGAGAUGUGGCAGGCGGACGACACGGGCAGCAGCACCCUGUUGCACAUGUCCUACCUGAAGGUCACGGACUCCCUGUACCUGGGAACGGACUUGGCUCUGACGCGCAUUCCCGCCCAGCGCUGCAGUCGCCAUGUCUCGCAGUCCAGUUGCUUCAAUGCCAUGGAUCCCUAUUGCGGCUGGAAUGAGCUCGUGGAACGCUGCACGCCUCUGGAUCCCACCGUGCAGCAGCCUUGGCUGCAGCCAACCCAAUUCACCUGUCCCGUGCUCAAUGCGCCCAUCGACGGCGGCUGGUCCAGCUGGUCGCCGUGGGCCGAUUGCCAGCAGCAUGACCAGCCCGACAGCAACUGCCUGUGCCGGCAGCGCAACUGCAACAAUCCGCAGCCACAGCACGGCGGUGUCGCCUGCGAGGGCAUCAGCACACAGGUGACCAACUGCACCCAGCACGGCGGCUGGACGGACUGGUCAGCCUGGUCGCCUUGCUCGCAGACCUGUGGCGUGGCCGUCAAGGGCCGCCGUCGCAGUUGCAGCAACCCGCGACCCGCACACGGCGGACGCAUGUGCCUGGGACCCGAGCUGGCCGAGAUGUAUUGCACCCACUUACCGCCCUGCCCUGUGCCCAAGCCGCCGGCCAUUGACGGUGCCUGGGGCCCCUGGGGCGAGUGGAGCGAGUGCAGCGCGCAAUGUGGAGGCGGCUUCCGCAUGCGCCGACGUGAAUGCGAUGACCCCAAGCCAUCCAAUGGCGGCAUGGAUUGUCCUGGCUGCAGGCUGGACUACGAGGACUGCAACAUGCAGAGCUGCGGCGAGGUGCGCAAGCUCAGCGCCUGGACACCCUGGCUAACGGCAGCUGGUGGAAAUUCGUCUGAGGCGCACGUGGAGAAGCGCUAUCGCUAUGCCUGCCGAGCGACCAGCGCAGACGCGAACUCGGUGCGAAUUAGCUUGGCCAAGGAGGAAACGCGCAACUGCAAUCAGGACGGCAGCUGUCAGCGGCACAGCGAGCAUGACUCCACUGACUCCGAAUCCGAGUGGUCGACCUGCAGUGUCAGCUGCGGCGGUGGCACGCAGCAGCGUCGGCGUGGACACAAUACACAGAGUCGCGCCUGCAAUAUGCACGCCUGUCCGGCGGACGAGCAGCCGGACAACAGCAUUGACAAUCAGCUGGAGCAUGAGUGGAGCUGCUGGUCGGAGUGGUCCAGCUGCUCCGUGACCUGCGGCUUGGGCGUGCGCCGACGCACACGCAAAUGCCUGGGCGGCCACGAGCGACUCUGUGCGGGACGUGCGCUCGAAGAGCAGAAGUGCGAGAUGGUACCAUGCGAAGACUUUCUCGGCUGGAGCUCCUGGAACGAGUGGUCAGCCUGCUCCAACGACGGCAUUCGCCUACGUCAUCGCCGCUGUCUAGUGGAGCAGCCAGCGCCGCACGAGUGCCGAGGCGCAGAGUUCGAGAAAACCGCCUGCGUGCCAGGCGAAUGUGAGGAGCUGCAAACUGCCUCCAGCGCCACAGUCCCUGUUGUGAUCUGCUGCUGCAUGCUGCUGACUGUCGUCGGCUGCUUGGUCACAUUUCACUUUACGAAACGGCGUUAUCUGCAGAGCAUUGAAGAGGCACUCAAUAAGACGAUCACGACCACAGCGAGCUUCGACACGUAUCCCAAUCAGUAUUCCAGUUUGCCCACCAAGGACUACUAUGACCAGCGCCCCAAGCGUCAGUCCAGCUUCCGCGUGCAUGCCAAGACGAGCAACAUUUCAAGUGGCACGUUGAAUCGCAACAACAUGCACCACAACAACACGCCCAAGGUGCUGGCCAAGACCUACAACGACUGCGAGACGGGCACGCUGAAGCGCCAGACGGCGCUCAACAAUUGCCGCACCAACAUGGACGACGAGAAGUUUUAGCCAACUAACAUAUCAACGUAUCCAUAUGACAACCGAACCAAGUGCCAUCCGAAUGGAAAUGUUGCGCCCAACAACGAAAGCAUUUUGCACGGCCAGCCUGCAAAGAGUUCCUUCUCUGACUCAUAUUGAGUCGCUGCAUUUAGCCUAGUUUUAGUUCGAGCUUAGUUUAAGUUAUUAUUUCAGCAAAAUUUAUGGUAAAUAAUUUGACAUUCUGAAGGGAAAACUUUUAAAAAUUGUAAAAAUGUGUUUUGUAUUUGUAAAAAUUGCCGUUCAAAUUAUUUACCUGCAGGUGCACUUAUAAUUACAAUUACAAUGUAAUCUGCUUUUAGAGUACUGAAGCGAGACUGAAACUAAAAUCUGUUUUUAGACGUAUGCCCAAUCCAAAAUUAAUACCAACUUGUGGCCUUGAAUACGAGUUAUAUACGUAUUAUUUAUCAUUGUUUAGAUGUAAGCUUUAGACUAAGUUUUAUGUUUUAAGCAUGUUAAGUACAAUUUAAAAAGAAUAAAUUGUGAGUUUUACU
Messenger RNA from Drosophila hydei, 4300 nucleotides. It is a transcript of the gene Sema5c, whose product is annotated as semaphorin-5A. The transcript is spliced from 12 exons. The coding region runs from base 486 to 3779 and encodes 1097 amino acids. Lineage: Eukaryota; Metazoa; Arthropoda; Insecta; Diptera; Drosophilidae. Gene Ontology annotation, biological process: negative regulation of axon extension involved in axon guidance; semaphorin-plexin signaling pathway; positive regulation of cell migration. Gene Ontology annotation, molecular function: chemorepellent activity; semaphorin receptor binding. The record is from RefSeq and is a predicted model, not a curated record.